UUCCGGUAUUUAUAUACUGCCAAAAAUACCAACCCUGUUCGCGAAUUGCAUUGGAUAAUAUAAAUAAAGCGCAGCGCCCAAGAAACCACGACCGAGAUAAGCAGCUGGACAGGAAGUGAGCCACACGGAGCAGCGCAACCGCCGCCCGCAACACACACACACACACAGAGGAGCACAGACGCCAUGCCCACACAAGCCCAGCUGAGGCCGAUCCCGCGGCUAUUCCUGCUCAUCUUGCUCAUCCUGGGCGCCAGCGGCGAGAAGGUGCUGCAGGAGAGCUUCCUGGGGCUCCAGGACGCUCCGCCGACGGUCCACGAGCUGGGCGAACUGCUGCGCGACCUUCGGCUCGUGCCGUCGCGCCUAGACUUUGGAACGUGGUCCGUCGGCCAGGCGCGCUCCCAGACGGUGACGCUGUUCAACCAGCACUCCAACCGGACGCUCCAGCUGAACGCGGUGACCGGGCCGAGUCCGGCGUUCUACAGCAGCUUCCUGGGGGCCAGGGAGGUGCCGCCGCAGGGCAACACCACCUUCAGCGUGGUCUUCCUGCCGCGGCAACUGGGCGCCAUUGCGGGGGAUCUGCUCAUCCACACCUCCUUCGGCCAGGCCGAGCUGGCGGUGCGCGGCGAGGGCAGCGAGUGCCCGUACCGCCUGAAGCCGCUGGUGGGCAUCAAGGCGCCCAUGAAUGCGACGCUCACGCCGGAGAUUCACAUGUACAAUCCGCACGAGCGGCCGCUGCAGAUACUCGAGAUCUACAGCAGCGGCGGCGAGUUCCAGCUGGAGCUGCCCAGCGGCGGUUCGGAGGGCCCGCAGAAUCUGUGGGAGAUUCCGCCGCACACUUUAAAGCCCGUGAUUAGGAUCUCCUUUCAUGGCCGCACCGCCGGCAACCACAGCGCCUACAUACGCAUCAAGAUCGCCGAGCAGGAGCUGGAUCUUGGCCAGGACAACGUCCUGGUCAUACCCGUCGAGUUCGAGAUCCUGCCAAGGCAUUCAGCCUACGCCCGCAACCCGCUGGCGGACUUUGGCCGCGUGGCCACUUUGAAUGCUCCGGAUGCCCUGCAGUUCAAGCUGGACGUGCGGAACGAUGAGAGCCGCCUGCUCUUCGGCAGCUACCUGCGCCGGAUUCCCGGCCUCUCGUUCGACGCCAACAACACGAGCAUCGUGCUGGAUCCCACGCUCUUCGAGGGCAGCGAGACCAUCAACGAUCUGCUGGUGAUCAAGAGUAACCAGUCUAGUCCAGAGGCGGAUGAAUCAUUCACAGUGGUGGUGCGCGCAGAGAUCUUCCACGGAGGCCUCUCCUUCGAUGGAAAUGUCACUAGGUUUGUGACCCACUCACCGGAAGGAGCAGAAGGAGCACCGCUGGAGAGAAAGCGAUCGCUGGUGGUGCGCAACAACUUCGCCAUGCCUUUGAUUCUAUUCAACGUGAGUCUCAGCGAGCCCGUCGACGAAUCUAUCUUGGAAGUAACCCUGCUGGGCGAUCCCAGGAUAGUCCUUCAGCCAGGCGAAGCCGUGGAGCUGCUGCGCCUGAACCUGCUCAACGACCAGGUGGCGUUUAAAUCCCAUCUGCGGAUUGAGACAAACGUCACAGUGUUCAAGCUUCCCUUGGUCUCAUGCAGUGGACGCCUACGCGUGUCCACGCAGCCAUUUGUGCUUAAUCUCCAGCAGGAGGCGCCGCUGGAGGAGGAGGAGGAGCUCGAUCUGGGCACUGUGCCAUUCGCCGAGAUGUCGCGUGAUGGAUUCGUCAUCCUGCGCAACGACAACCCGGUGCCCGUGAAGAUAACCAACUGGUUCUUCAAGCACCCAAAGACCGUCUACUCGCAGUGCACUUUUCUGGGCUGUCGUUCGGGCAGUCUGCUGAGUGCCGAGAACGAGACGAAGGGCUGGCAUUUGUGCACGGAACUUCGCUCGGGUGAGAUUGCCGUGUUCAAGGUGGCCAUCCAGACGUACGAGGCGGAGGCCACAUUUGGAACCCUCAAGGUGUGGACGCCAUACGAGGUAAUACGCGUACGUGUCAAGUUCGAGGCCUCGGUGGGGCAUUUGGAGAUUGAGCAGGAGCAGCUCAGCUUCAAGAACUGCUUUCCCGGCCGAAUGUGCACCGCCGUGCUGAGCGUGCGAUCGAGUUUCACGCAUCCGGUGCACGUGAAGGGCAUCUCCUUUGCCUAUCCGCUUGGCCUGCGCUUCAAGGACUUCAACGCCAAGGGCACUACGAUUGCCCCACAAACGCUGACCAAAGUGGGCCGCAUCUACUUCGAACCAGCGGCCCUGUGUCGCAAUCAGUGCUACAUUAGAGAGUCCACCAAUGAUCUGGCCAUCUUUCCCAGCGUCCCGGGAGGCGGCGGCGAUGGCAGCGUCAUCAACAAUAAUCUCCUCUAUGAUGGAGUGGAGUUGCGGCAGCGCACGGAGCACUUUAGGAAGCUGAGACGCCAGCUGUCCAGCAUGUCGCUGACUUUACACAGCGAGGAGCUGCCGCCGCUGGAGCUGGACUUCGCCAUACCCAUCGAGUGGCCCAAGCUGGUGCAGUUCCAGCCCAUCCCGCCCACGCCGGCCAUAGAGGUGGGCCAGGUGCAGCGCCAGUGGAUCACGCUGACGAAUCCCUCGCAGAAUCCCCUGCUGCUCGACUACUUCCUUUCGGAUCCGGCCUUUGCCCGCCGCACCCAGCUUUCCCUGCCGCACGAGGUGAUCGAUGUGAGCUCCACGAGUUGCUAUCUCACGGAUAAGGAGGUCUUCGCCCUGCCAGAGGCCGGGGAUCCCAUCCUGCUGCCCGGAGGCGCCAGUCUGAACAUCCCCAUCACCUUCAGCGCCCAGCAGCCGGAAAAGUACUGCACGCUGCUGCACGUGAGGAGCAAUCUCACGCUGUACGAGGCCGUCUGGCUGCAGGCGCGUGCCGUGCAGUCGCAGUUCCGCUUCGGGAAUCGUCGACCGGGAUCUGGAUCUCCAUUGCUCUUUGAGUUGGCCACCGAGCAGUUUCAGGGCUGUCAGUCUGGAAAUGGAGCAGUGGUGGCCACUCGUAGUUUCACUGCCCGCAACUCGGGUGUGAUUCCCAUGCGCAUCGAAGGCUUUCUCAUUGGUUCGCUGCCCUGCGAGGACUACGGCUUCAAGGUGAUGGACUGCGAGGGCUUCGAUCUCGGCGAGAACGAAACGAGGAAGGUGGAAAUUGCUUUCAGCGCGGACUUUACUUCCUCGAGGGUCAAACGCUCGCUUACCCUACUAACCAACCUCACCUACGACAUCAGCUAUCUUCUGCUGGCCCAAAUGCCUGCGGAAAGUGUGGAGCUGUGCGCCUCCCUGUUGGUGAGACCCGCAUGGGAGACCUCCCUGAAGAAUGCCGCUUUGGUAGUGCUCCUCGCCAGCUUUGGACUCGUACUGGUGGCCGCUGUCUUCGAUGCGAAGGCCAUAAUGGUUCAGCAAAGUGCCUACGAUGCGGCCAGGAACAAGGGACCUCUGCAGCCCACUUUUAAUCUACGGAACAUCGUGAAACUGCAGGCGGAGGAGGCUGCGGCCAAGGCGGAGGCUGUGCAGCAGCAGCAGAAGGCCAGGAACGGGCAACUUAAGGAGCUACGCAAGCGAAGCGUAGUGAACACGACAUCUAAGUCAAAAUCAAAGACCUCCUGGUCGCCAUGGAGCAUGGAUAUGAAUGCUCUGAGCAAGCACCUGCAAAAAGCGAAACCAAAGAUUCCAGUUACUCCCCCAACUGCUGCUGCUUCUGCUCCUGCUGCCCCCCAACCGGAAACUAAGCCGGUGAAGAAAUCAGCGACGCCAUCUCCCCAGGCUGUUCCCAUCUCAAAUCAAGUUCGUCCGCAGAAGAAGGUGAAACCCACUUCUGUUGUGACCCCUGUGACUGUGAAAAGCAAGCCGGAACCCUCUACCCCCGUUGUGGAACAGCAGGAGAAACCCUUGACCAAAUCGAGUCCACCGCAACAGGAGAACAUAUCGCCCAAACCGAACAAGGCAACAGAACCUCGCGUGCUCAAAGAACAGAACGGAUCUGCCAAGAAAAUAGGAAAGACGCCGGGAAGAGAGCGGGAAAGGGAGCGCCGCAAGGAACAGAAGAUGACAAAUGGCUCGGGGAAUGCUGGAUUAGGAUUCAAGAAGCCGGAGCGAAAGCAGCGGCAGAAGCUCAACUUCGGGCAGACCACAAAUAGCGCCUCGCCGCCUUCAUCGCCGGAUGCUCUGAAGUUCGUAAACUCUGUGUGGGAGAUGAACAGUCACGGCUCCUACCGGGAUGCUUUGCAGACCCCGCAACUGGCGCCCGCUGACAAUGGUUUAGGUUGGAGCAACGGUUCGUCCUCGAGUGAUCUUGGACCGAUCGGGGAUAGCCGGAAGAACGCCACGCCACCUCAGGUGCCAGCUGCGUGGGAUCCUAUUUCCAGUAAUUCCUUCUUUGGCAACGGAGGGGUGGAUUUCGCCACACCAGAGGUUACCUACGAGCAAAGGGAGCGGGAGAAGCCACAAUGGGAUCGGCGCAGCGACUUGAUUCUGCAGCAGCAACUACUUCUGCAGCAGGAGUUUCAGCAGAGGCAGCAGGAGAACCUCUCAAGCAACUGGGCCACCAACUGGCUGCCGCCGGUAUACUCCUCCUGGCCGGACGCCGCACCCAGCCUGGGUGUAAUGCGUCCUCCGCCAGGUCUAGAGCAAAACCCACGCCAGACGCACAACCUUGCACAAGAAGCGGGCUCCGAGGGAGCUGCAGUUCCCGGCGAGAGCAGCCUACCCACGCAGUACGAUCCCUUCACCUCGCCCAGCUCCAUCUGGUCGGAUACUUGGCGCCAGUCCUCGCAGCGCAACAGCCACAAUAACCACAUGAACUAAGGACUAAGGGGAACGACGAGGAGGAGCAAGCUCACUGAUCAAAGCGAAUCAACCAAAUGAAAUUCUUACCACUUAGGUUACCACUAGGAUACGCGACGAUGGAGGAACACGCAGAAUGAUCUUUUCCAAUUUGACUUUUGACUAAUAAACGCAAAGAUAAAUGACUUUCAUA
Messenger RNA from Drosophila takahashii, 4978 nucleotides. RefSeq names its product Transmembrane protein 131 (gene Tmem131). Lineage: Eukaryota; Metazoa; Arthropoda; Insecta; Diptera; Drosophilidae. Gene Ontology annotation, cellular component: membrane. The record is from RefSeq and is a predicted model, not a curated record.